Molecule: messenger RNA, 16475 nt
Organism: Podarcis lilfordi (Lilford's wall lizard)
Lineage: Eukaryota; Metazoa; Chordata; Lepidosauria; Squamata; Lacertidae
Source: the annotation of a GenBank genome assembly
AUGGAGGAGAAAUGCGGCGGCGGCGAGGUCCUGCCCGGAGGCGGGCGGCUGGGGCCCGUGGACGUGCCCAGCGCCCGGUAACGGCCUGCGCCGGGGGUGGAGCGGGCAGAGGGGCUCCCACCUGAGGCAGGGCCUGGGGGGCUCGAGGGGGGGCGCCCCCAAACUCACCCCGACAGGCGUGCUGAGGGGGCGCGGAGGGAGACGGCCAAGGGGCGGAGCAUCCCGGGUUGAAUCCCCGGCGCCUCCAGGGAGGGUCAAGAGGUGCCUCAUCCUGGGCAGCCGCUGCCAGUCAGGGCGGACCAUGCUGAGCUAAGAUGGGCCUCUCGGUGUAAGGCAGCUUCCUAUGCUCGGCCUGCUCUGCAGGGAAGGCUGGCCUAGGCUCAGGAGGACCCGGGCAUUGUCUUGAGCUAUGCCCGGCCGUCCAGGCUAAGAUUAGGGAUCAUAGCUGUCAAGGUUUCCCCCAUUUUAAGGGAAAUUCCCUUAUUCCGAAUAGGAUACCUCGCAAGAAAAGGGGAAAGUUGACAGCUAUGUUAGGGAUGCCAGGUUGAAGGAGCACAGGACUUCCUAUACCAGGGGUCAGCAACCUUUUUCAGCCGUGGGCCGGUCCACCGUCCCUCAGACCAGGCCGGACUAUAUUUUGAAGAGAGAGAAAAAUGAACGAAUUCCUAUGCCCCACAAAUAACCCAGAGGUAAAUUUUGAAUAAAAGCACACAUUCUACUCACGUAAAAACACCAGGCAGGCCCCACAAAUAACCCAGAGAUGCAUUUUAAAUAAAAGGACACAUUCUACUCAUGUAAAAACAUGCUGAUUCCCAGACCAUCCGUGGGCCGGAUUGAGAAGGCGAUCGGGCCGCAUUCGGGCCACAGGCCUUAGGUUGCCUACCCCUGCCCUAUACUGUUGAAUAAGUGCUCAAGGGCUCCUAUUGUUAUCAGAAAGAGAACAGUCACUCUGACCCGCUCAAACAAUGAAGAACCUUGUGCUCUCUUUGAAGGCUUGCCAGCUUCUUAGGGCAUAGGCUUUGGUGAGUUGGAGUCCACGCCAUCCGAUGUAGUGCCUAACGGUAAAUUGGGUUCUGGAAGUUUGUGUCCAAAGAAACCUGUUGUGUCACGAGACUUGGUGCUCUUGCUGAAAGAAAUGAACAAAGCUGCCCUUCUUUGGAAUUUAAAACUUAAGAUAGUUAUGUGGAAUCGGGAAACUCCUGAGAUAUGGUUAGAUUUUUCCUCCUGUAUCCAAUAUUUUUACAUGUCAUGCUGCGUCUCCCAGAUUGCCUCUAUGGUAAAGAUAUAGGAGCUAAACACAUGUCUCUUCUUUGCAUCUGGCUGGCCUAUUGACAGGUCCAAACCCAGAAUGUGAUCCUAUAUCUAAACCUUGUGUUUAAUAGGGAAAAUCCCACAUUGGACAGCUGCUGAGAUUUUGUGUCUAGUUUUCCAUUCUGUGUAGCUAGUUCUCCAUUCUGUGCAACUCCCAGGAGCCAUUUAACACAUUGUCAAACUCCUACACAGAAGUAACAUGGUUUCUGCAGGUAGAUUGCAAUAUAUAAUUUUCCUGCUGGUAUGCAUAUCUCACACAGCAGUAUGUGCACAGCAAAAUGCAUGUAGGUAGGAUAGUCAUCUGUGAUGACUUGCAAGCGGGGAUUGUGUACGAGUUUGGUAGCUUGUGAAGCAGCAUGAAAGCUUCACAAUCUCUGGAUCUAGCUUCCCUAUAUAGGUUUCAUCUGUUUAGUUCAGUUGCACAGGUGGCUGUUGGAUAACUAGGCUCACUUGUUUGCUAAGGUUAUCUUUUAGUAGACCAACCAUGUUAAGUAAGCAGUAUUUUGAGUUGCAUAGAAGCAUGCUUCUUCUUGUUCCAUUCACACAUUCCCAGACCCAGAGUUCAAGUUCUAUGGCGCAUGCAAUGACUGGCAGGCUGGUUGCAGUGCCUCCUAUCCCAGAAGUCAUCUUGUUCUUUUAAAUAUUGGAGCACAAAAAUCCAUAGUGAUAAAGUGUUUUGUGCUCCAGGCAUAUAACUGCAUACAUUUUGACACAUCAACACUACAGCAUUUGAUAAACAAUGUUGAGCUGAAAUUAUCUAUUUCAUAGUAUUCCAGUAUAAGGAUGCUUUGAAGAGUAAACAGACACAUCCAGGCCCCAUAGUUUUGUUUUUGUUCAACCUUUUGUUUAGGCACAAUUAAAAAGUUAUCUGCCAGGGGCAAUUAAAUAUUAUGAUCAAGAGUAAGUUGUGUUUAUUGACAUGGUGCUCUAAAUGUUUGCUUUUUAGAAUAAUAUAAAUUGAAUAUAUUUAAAUUUUCAUAUCUAAAUGCUUUCCAAUAUCUCAAAAAACUUUUUUCCCUUUUUCUCUCCCCAGCCUGACUAAAUAUAUUGUGUUACUGUGCUUAACUAAGUUUUUGAAGGCUUUAGGAUUGUUUGAAUCUUAUGACCUCCUGAAAGUAGUUCACCUUGUACAGUUUAUCUUCAUAGUGAAGCUUGGGUAAGUUGACUUUUAGUUACAGCAACUUCUAUUGAGGUUAAUUUUAUAUCUUUAUUAAUUUUAUAACUUGCUUUUUUACUAAUCAUAGAUUUACAGUUGAUAAUGUAUUAUUAUUAUUAUUUAUUGAAUUUAUAUACCGCCCUAUAUCCGGAGGUCUGUAGGUUCAGAUGUGAUGCCUCGUAGUCAGCAAAGCAAAUCCCUCUUGUCCUCAUUUAUUUUCACAGCUAACUAGUUGGUAUUCAUCUGCACCAGUGUUUUCGCUGAACAUAAUUGGUACCAAACCACUGUUUAGAACCAUGGUCAGAAGUAUGUUUGCAAGCUGUUUUGGACCAAACUAGUGGCUAAGAGGGGACGCGGGUGGAGCUGUGGGUUAAACCACAGAGCCUAGGACUUGCCGAUCGGAAGGUCGGCAGUUCGAAUCCCUGCGACGGGGUGAGCUCCCAUUGCUUGGUCCCUGCUCCUGCCAACCUAGCAGUUUGAAAGCACGUCAAAAAGUGCAAGUAGAUAAAUAGGUACCGCUCCGGCAGGAAGGUAAACAGCAUUUCCGUGCGCUGCUCUGGUUCGCCAGAAGCAGCUUAGUCAUGCUGGCCACAUGACCCAGAAGCUGUACGCCGGCUCCCUUGGCCAAUAAAGCAAGAUGAGCGCGUAACCCCAGAGUCGGUCACGACUGGACCUAACGGUCAGGGUUCCCUUUACCUUUAGUGGCUAAGAGCUCAUUUUCUGUUUUGUAGGAUUAAGAUUCCAAAUGUACUGAUACUUAAAAUAAGUAUUUUAAAACACAUAGCCAGUGUUGGUUUGAACACUUGCCUUCUAUAAACUGUAAUUUCACUUGAUUUAAUGGAAAUCCCAAUUUUUCAUAGGUCGGCAUUUUUUAUGAUUUUAUUUCAAAAACCAUUUUCAUCUGGAAAACCUGUCACCAGACAUCAGGUGAGUAUUAUAGAUGUGGUUUAUAUAUGUAGCUUGUUCUUCUAAAAUGUAAACUUUAAGAACUAAAACUACUUUUCUCCUCAUGGGAAACUUCUUGCUGCCUUGGGGCCACGGCUACAUGGAAAUGAAUAAAAGUUGUGCAAGAGCAUUAGUUCUUAUUUUAGUGGAGCUUGCAUAGUAGUUCCUCAAUGGAUUUGUUCCCUAUAGAACUUUUGAAAGUUGCAUCCUAUGGGGGAACUUUGUACUUUUAUCAGCUUAGGUUUAAUCAUAUUGGCCGUUAUCAUUUCUUGGUAUGCACAUGGGAUGGUGGAGUAAUUCUGCUUAUUAAGGUACAUUUUGCCAAUUUGAAGAAAUUUCAGCAGUUCUGCAGUGGGCUCAUGUCCACUACAGUGGAACCUCUGUUGUCGAAGGUAAUUUAUUCCGAAAGACCAUUCAACUUCCGAAAUGUUCGACAACCAGGUGCAAUUGCUGGUCAGCAAAUUCCUUUUAAAAAAUGGAGAAAAGCGCCUCAGAAGCCAUUAGACUUCCAAGGCGCGUGUGAAAACGGAAGCAUUCACUUCUGGAUUGUUGGCGUUCGGGUUCCGAAUUGUUCGGCUUCCAAAGCGUUCAACAACCAAGGUUCCACUGUAUCAUAUUUAAAAGGCUCCCUAUAGCUGUCUGUCCACCUGUCAAAUUUGGCUUGUGACUAUCCUAAUAAAAUGUAGCCCACAGAGCAAAAACGGUUCCCUACCCUUGAUAUAGUACACGGAAUUGUAUUAUUUGAUACUUUAUUUUGUGGGGAGUGGAAAUACUUGUGCUAUGUCAAUAAACUUCCCUGGGGCUGUAUUAAAUCAAUCAAACUGUUCAAGAGAUUUGUCAUUAUGAUUUUUAUCUGGACAAUGCUCUUGGGAAGCUAAGAAAAUAUAGUAUUUGGGGGGGAGUGUCUGAAAAGUAUUUUAAAAGUAAAUAAUUACCAAGAUUGUCAGUUUAAAGUUAAUCUGGAGACUAGUUCCCUGCAUUUCGAAUACUUAAAGUGCCUGUGGUUUGAAUAAUUAUAUGGACAUUAGGUUAUAUGUGGAAAUUUGAAGAUCUAGAUACCAUAGAAGAAAGGGAAUCAAUUUGUCAAAUCUUAUUGCGGUAGCUAAUGGUAGCCUAUCUGCCAUGUUACAGGCUGAAGUUGAUAUUGUCCUCAUGAGUGCUGGGUUGCAUAAAGCCCUACUUCUUUGCUCAGUUAAAGACUCCAAAUAAUAGCUCUCCAAGCAAGUGGCUUUUAGGACAAAUUGACACACAUGUUUGGGUUAAACAAUGUGAGGAUUUUCCCAUAGAAGCCUUAGUUGAGGUUGCUAAAAACUAUGGAUCUGCUCUACUCUGUGUUGAAAGCAUCCCACUCAAUUGGUUGUCAUAGAUUGACUAGGAAUUUCUGAAUCAACUAGAUGGAAGACAGUGCUUGAUUUCCCUGUCAGCUCACUGCAUUGCUAUACUGGAUGUGAAGAGCAGCACUUAACCUCCUUAACCACCUGCAUAGAGGCUAAGCAGCCUGCUUGGGAAGGAAUGAAGCAUUCAGCUGCUCCUCUGACAUCCCACAGUCCAUGUCUGCUAGUUGCACAGGAAAUGAGUUUCCUCUUACAUGCCCAGCAUCGAGGAGAUUGGUGGCAGCUGAAUGGACAGCCUGCUUUCUUUCUUUGCUAGGCAUGCAGCAGGUGAAUAAGCUCAUCCAGCAUAGAAAUAUGGUGUGGUGGUGGCUGGGAAAGAGCUACCAGUCUGCUGAGUUUCUGUGCUGGACAUUCAUGGGAUGAAGCCCUUUCUUGUGCACCCAGCAAAGAAAUCAAGUGGGCUGGCAGAGCAGGUGAGAAGUAGUCAUUUCUAGCCUGCGGAAUAGAGUCAUGGUAAUGAUGCUUAGGUUGUUAAUUUGACCUCAUUUGAAUUGUAUAUCCCAAGUAAAAUCAGCAGUUGAAAUGUUAACUGGUAAUGGUUAUUUCUAAUGAUUGGGAUUAUGUUUUCUCUUACAGUGGAUCAAAAUAGUUAAACAUGCUGUCGUUGGCUGUGUAAUUUCCCUCUUGUGGUUUUUUGGCCUCACCCUAUGUGGACCUUUAAGGUAAAUAUAUUCUGUAGAUAUCUAAAAUGACAACUUGUUUAUUCACAUAAAGAACGGGUACAGAACUGGAUCAGGCUAGCAGUCCAGAUCCUUACCUUUUCUACCCCCUGCAGACCACCCCACCUGUCACCUGACAUUCUGACACCAGGUAACCCAUUUUCACCGCUGUGGAUUGAAAUUAAAUUCUGCAGGCACAAGUCCUGACAAUUGGGCCUCAACAAUCAGCUGGCUGUCGUAGCUUCAAAGCACCUUUUCCCAAAUGUAGAAAUCAUAGAAAUUUCAGAAUAAUUCGGUUUCCAUGGAGACCACAGUGAUGUUCUUGAGACUGGCCUUGUAUGAUGGUGGUUUGUAUGAUGCUUGGCAAGCCUAUAUUCAGAUAUUGUUGUAACCGUUUGGUUAGUAGGAAUCCAGGAAGUCAUUCAGAUGAUUAUAGCAAUAAGAAACCACACAAAGCUCACAUAGCUUCACAGUGACUCUUCCUCUUUUUUGUGAUGACACUUAAAUCAACUAUUUUUAGAUAGGUGUGUAGCAUUACUGAAAUAUUGGUGGCAAUGAUUUCUUGAUAUUCAGAUGUACACCAUAAUUUUUUUUAAAAAAUAAAUUUAAAAAAAUUAUUACUACUAGAUCUGCCACUGAAAAUUAGAAUUGUAGCUAAAUGCAUCUAUUUAAUUGCUUGUUCAGACUAAAUUUUAACCCAAUUCAUGCAUGUUAAAAUUAUUUCUAUUUACUGUUUGUCAUAAAUGAGAUUUGUAUCUCUUGUUUUGCAGAACUUUGUUGCUUUUUGAGCACAGCGAUAUUGUUGUCAUUUCACUGCUCAGCGUACUGUUCACAAGUUCAGGAGGAGGACCAGCAAAGGUUAGCCAUUUAUUUUGUGAAAAUAUCCCACAUGUUUUGGAAUAUAAAAGAAGUGACCAUAGCAUUUGUCUAAAAUUCAUAAGAAUAUCUACCUAACUGUAAUUUUGUAAUUUUAAAAUACUCCUUCAUGGAGUGUUUACAGUCUUGGUGGAAAAACCUUUUAAGACUAUAAUUAAGAUUCAUUAUACCAGGAAUUAUUCUAAUGAAGGUCAAAGAAAUUCAAAGCACAGUAUAUUGUAUUCAGUUUAUCAAGAUAACCUACAUCAAGGCAGAUUUAAUUCCCCCUGUUCCCUGCCUCACCCACCAAUCCAGAGGUAUAUUGAAUUAAAUUUUAUUGAAAGUUCUUGGCAUAUUUCUGUUUUCCUGCUUUCCUAUUGCUAUUUUUUGUUUUUCAGACAAGAGGUGUGGCCUUUUUCAUUAUUGCUGUGAUCUGUCUUUUGCUUUUUGAUAAUGAUGACCUCAUGGCUAAAAUUGCAGAACAUCGUAUCCUUUCUGACCAUGUGUAAGGGAUAAAAUUAUGUUCCAACUACCCAAUUUAAUUUAGACACUGAUUACUGCUAAUGAAAAAAUAUUUUCUGGCAUAGUUUUGUGACUGUACUGCAAAAUAUCAGUUUUCUCUUUUGUGCAGUUUAAAUUCCUGUGUAUUGUUUCUAAUUCUUACGGGAGUAUUUUCAAGAGAAGUGUCUUCUGUGAAAUGUGUACCAUUCAAUUUAGGUCACAUGAAUUCUUAACCUCCUAUGCUUCCCUUCCUAUAGUUAUUAAGCUUUGUUUAAUUUAUUCAAGGAAGCUAUUCACAAAGAUGGGAGUGCUUUUCAUACUUGUCUGCUCAUAUUUGUUUAUGACUGAAAGGUAGGGGUAGGACUCCAUUGCAGAAUUUUCCUGACCUUUACUUUCUUUAGCUGAAGGACACCAUGACAGUGCUCUGACACACUUACUUUACACAAUCAUCGCUUUCUUAGGAGUUGCCGAUCAUAAGGUAAAUGCUGCUCAUAUGAUGAACUGUUGAAAAAGUGCACAAAGUACAUAAUGUUAGGAGCCUUGAAUGGCUUGCUCAUGGCAAUAGUGCAGUUCUUAAAUGUCUUCCGGUUCUGUUGCAUUGCUUUGUUGAUUCGUUUCAGCAGCAGUUUUCAGAUAUGUGCAACAGGUGUGCGUGUUUUAUUUGUCGCUUAAAGGGUCAUUUCAGUAACGGCAUUCUUACUUGAGAACAAUAACCAUUUAAAAAUAAGUAACGAUUAAAAUACACCAUCAAGUUUGCCGUACGAUAACAUAACAUACUGGUGUGAUUUUAGCAGCUGCUAAUGCUCAGCACUUCAUAAGCUGAGUUUAUGCACAGUUUAUUUCAAUCAAAAUUCUGUCCAUUGAUAAAAGGUUGCGGAGUUCCUAGAACCUUAGCAUGCAGAUAUAAAGGCAUCUUGUAAUUUCCAUUCCACUCUUGAAAUACUUACUGGGAUCUAACCAUGGAGUCCAUCUUGCACAUUAUAAUUGGUCAGAAAAAAAUAAAUAGGAAUGAGUUGCUGAAUUUUGUUACUUUUAAACUUUUGCAGAACAUUCUUAGUAACGUAGAGAAAAUGAAACACAUUUAAUAUAGAACAGCAUAGAACACUUAAGGUAGCAUGCAAAUAGGUCCUGUUAUAGACAAUCACACACAUUUUUAAUUUAGCUUGCUCCAGUUUUAGCUAUGUUUGUUUAACAUAAUAGACUAGAAUUUUUAUUUAGGAAAUAUAAGCAUGGAUGCCAUUGGAACAGUAUAAGGAUUAAUUUUAUUAACUAUGUUCCAGUAUUGGAAGCUGCCAGUAAUGUAUGUGCAGUUGAGAGACUAAGAAUCCCCCAUGCAUAGAAUUUCUGUGCACCAAAUAAGGUGGCAGGAAAAAAAGUAGUGUUUUCUGGGCCUAUCACAAAUAAUAUUUAAAAUAGAUUUACAAUGUGUGAUUCUUAAGUAUACUGAUAUUACUCUCCCUUCCUUUGCAGGGUGGAGUAAUUUUGCUAGUGUUAGCAUUAUGCUGUAAAGUUGGUUUUCACACAGCUUCCCGAAAGCUCUCAGUAGAUAUUGGUGGAGCCAAACGUCUUCAAGCACUGUCUCAUCUUGUUUCUGUCCUCCUUUUGAGUCCCUGGGUGAUUGUUUUAUCUCUGACAACAGAGGUAAGUAGCAUAACCACUGACAAAUGGCUUUCUGGCAACUAGAUUUAUAACCACAACUACUGUGAAUGCAAACUUGUUUUUGCCACCAGUAUUGAAUGUUUGCAUCUUUUUAUUGCAGAGUAAAGUAGAAUCCUGGUCUUCUCUCAUCAUGCCCUUCAUCACAGUUAUCUUUUUUGUCGUGGUUUUGGACUUCUACGUAGAAUCUGUGUGUUCCAUCAAGAUAGAAGUCUCAAAGUGUGCUCGUUACGGAUCCUUUCUCAUUUUCAUUAGUGCUCUACUUCUUGGCAACUUUUGGACACAUCCAAUAACAGACCAGCUUCGAGCUAUCAACAGACCAACACAUCAGGAAACCACAGAGCAUGUUAUUUCUGGAGGAGUGGUAGUCAGUACCAUUUUCUUCAUUUUGUGUACGUAUUAGUAACUUCAGAAGAAUGGUGACAUGUGCUUAGGACUGUUUCUUAUUUGGAUAGAAAGAAAUUCAGCAUGCCUUGUUAUCACAGAAUGUGUGGUCUUAGCUUUCAUUUGCAUUAUGAUCUUAAGGGGCAACUUAUUUGAUCCUUCACAAUUGUAGUGAUACAAUGGGAAAUUGUUCCUCUGUUUCUUCUAUAUAGUUUGUAUGUAGACAGUUCUAAACUGAUCAUUGGCUUUUGCACUUGUACAAGUGUUUUAAAAUAGGACUAGGUUUGUGGGUUAUCACUUCUCUCUUACUUAACUGCUUGUGGAAACAUUGGUCAGCUUCUAAAAGGUACAGCCUUUCCAUGAAAGCUUAAGGUAAUAACCCCUGCCUUUACUUCUAGAGUUAGCUUUUUCUCUGUGUUCCCUGAGCCACCCCCUUUGGAAAUUUCAGCUUUGGUUAAUAUGACCAUAGGAUUGAGGCUGCAUCAAACCCAGAUUAGGGGUCAAUUCAUUUGGCCUUCACACCUGAGACUUUUCUCCCCCAACAAACAGGAUGAAUGAGCAAUAGUUUUGCAAAAAUCUCUGCAUUAAACAUGCAAAGUAUCAUGGACCUUGAAUUCUCUUGCCACAUUCUGAGUGAUUAGCAGGUGCACAAAUGUUCCAGUUCUUGUUUGUAGCUAAAAUGCUUAUGGGUUAUAUACAGUGAAGUUAUACUCAGGGGUAAGUCUCAUUGAAAUCAAUGAACCGAAGUUAGCCAUAUUCAUUCCAAUGGGUCUUCCUUGAGUUGGACUAACAUUGGGUACAACCCUGUGUUACAGGACUGUUACAAAACGUAAACAACAUAUGCUUUCUCUUCAGCUGCCAAUAUUCUCUCCUCCCCAACACGAAAAGGACAGAAAGGCACUCUUAUAGGUUAUUCUCCUGAGGGAAUACCAUUGUACAAUUUUAUGGGGGAUGCCUUGCAACACAGCUCUCAGUCCUUACCUCGAUUUAUUAAAGAAUCGCUGAAACAAAUUCUUGAGGAGUCUGACUCAAGGCAGAUCUUCUAUUUUCUGUGCCUAAAUCUGGUAAGUUGGUUGUUUUUUUAAUCCCUUUGAGGAAAUUAUUUCUGGUUUUGGUGAAGUGGGGGUAAACUUAGGUUUUAAGACCAGAUAUGCAAUGGAAGGUGGUGGUCUCUCCAUCAUUGGAAGUUUUUAAGCAGAGAUUGUGUGGCCAACUGGCAUGGAUGCUUUAGUUGAUAUUCCUUCAUUUCAAGGGGGAGUGGGGAAGUGUCUGAUUUCUGCAUGCUUCCCUCUGCAAAUGACUGGCAUCUUGACCCUGCCCUGGCUGUUCUCCAAGCCACUACUUUGUCACUAGCCCUGUUAAGGCAUCUUUGUUCCCUUCGUAAACUUUUAAUUUGUUGCAUACACUAUUACUUUCAGUAACGAAAGAAACUUCAAUAGAUCAUUAACUGGAACAGUAGCUCAGUUGGUUAGACCAUCAUGCUGAUAACCGCAAGGUCGAAGGUUUGAAACCCCACCACCACCACCACCACCAAGGUUGGGACAACUGCAUAUUCCUGCAUUGCAGGGGGCUGGACUAAACUACCGUAUUUUUCGCCCUAUAGGACGCACUUUUCCCCCUCCAAAAAUGAAGGGGAAAUGUGUGUGCGUCCUAUGGGGCGAAUGCAGGCUUUUGCUGAAGCCUGGAGAGCGAGAGGGGUCAGUGCACACCGACCCCUCUCGCUCUCCAGGCUUCAGGAAGCUCUGCGCAACCCUCGGGAGACUGGCGCGACUUCACGCCGGUCUCCCGAAGGCUGUGCAGAGCUGCCUGCAGUCCCGGGCUUCGCGCAGCUCUGCGCAACCCUAGGGAGCCUGGCUCGAAGUUGCACCGGUCUCCCAAGGGUUGCGCAGAGCUGCCUGCAUUCUGAAGCCUGGGGCGCGCUGAAGAGCGUGCCCGGGCUUCGCGCAGCUCUCCGCAAGCCUGGGGAGACCGGCGUGACUUCCCGCCGGGCUCCCUAGGUUUGUGGAUAGCAGACUGUUCUCGGGGCUGGGGUCGGGGGAAGCUCGGGAAAUAAAACAUUUUUCUUUAUUCCCCCCCCCCCCAAAAAAACUAGCUGUGUCCUAUGGGGCGAAAAAUACGGUAGAUGAUCCUCACUGCAGUUCUGUGAUUUUACUAUUUUCAAAGUUCAUUUCUAAGUUAUUCCAAAAUGUUGAUAACAUUCUUUCAUAAAAGGUAAAAGAAAAUAAAGCAUUUUUCCAUGUCCUCGUUUUAACAGAAGCAGACAUUUUAAGACUGCAAUUUUCAUAUUGUUACACUGAGUAGUGUAUGGAAGUUUUGAUUUCCUCAUUAUAUGUGAGCCCCUCUCCUCAGACUGGAGUUGCAAAAAGGGGCGUUUCAAAAUAUGUCAGGCACAUGCUUCAAUGAGUAGUUUUAUGUAUCAUUUUCACAAUGAAAUCUCUGUUACUCACUUUUGUUCUAGGCUUUUACUUUUGUGGAAUUAUUUUAUGGUGUGUGGACCAACAGCCUAGGUUUAAUCUCAGAUGGAUUUCACAUGCUUUUUGACUGUUCAGCUUUAGUUAUGGGUCUGUUUGCAGCACUGAUGACUAGAUGGAAAGCAACUCGCAUAUUCUCCUAUGGGUAUGUAUGUUGAACUAAUUAUAAAGACCUAUUAAUACUAGCUGAAAUAACACGAGAUGUAGAAGGACUGUAGCUCAUUGACAGAGCAAGUGCUUUUUAUGUAAAAGGUCCCAGGUUCAGUCAGUGACUUGCCCAGGUAGGGUUGGGAAAGGUGGUUGUUUGAAACCCUAGAAAAAUGUUGCAGGCCAGUGUAGACAAUUCUGAGCUAGGUGGCUCAAUGGAUUGGCUUCGUAUAAGGUAGCAUCCAAUAUUAAUGAAGGUUUGUGGGGGAUUAUGUUGUGAAAACUACCCCAGCCACAUAUUAGAGUCUAAUCAAACACUUCUCACAACAAGGCAAUUAUUUGGCUACUGUGGAAUUGAUUUUGUAUACAUUUGUAUUUAUUUAUUUUCCAUUCCAAAGUUUUGAGGGGGAAAUGUCAAAUGGAAAAACAUAAAAACCUUCCCAUUUAGCCAUCCCUUUUAUCCCAGAAAAUCAGAACUGCUUAGUAUUACUUCCUGAAGAUUCUUGUCUCUCUUUCUCAUACAUAUCUUUCUGAGAAACAUAGCAGCCUGACAAAAAAAUGUCACUUUCAUGUUACACAUUAGCAAUUUGUGUAAUAGAGUAAGCCUGGAAGUCAAGCAAAGUCAUAUACAUCAGGCUAAUUGACUUCAUUGGUUGAAUAAUCAUGGGUUUUCUGGCAAAAUAGUUCAGGGUUUAGCAUAAUUCAAUUAUUAGACUACUUUGGAAUUGCUUUUAUAUGUCUUUUAUUCUUUUUUUACAUUCCAAAUGAUUUUUUAUUCCUCACUUUCUUAAUUCCAGGUUUGGCCGUGUAGAAAUUCUCUCUGGGUUUAUUAAUGGCCUUUUUCUCAUGGUAAUAGCUUUCUUUGUCUUCAUCGAGUCUGUGGCCAGGCUAGUUGAUCCUCCAGACAUUGAUACCAAUAUGCUGACUGUGAGUUUAUAACCUUAUUUUCUGUUAAUACUUGAUUUAUUGCUCUUAAAAAUUCUGAUCUGUAUGGUAGAAACAAAAAAAGUUUUAAUCCCUCAAACAUUGCUCUGGUGCACCAGCUCUGUUCAUUUCACAGUUGUUUCCAUAAGAUUGCAAUGCAUAUGAGAGGCAAUAAAUAAUACUUGGCUGGAAAUUCUUACCCUUAACAGUCAUAACGCUUUUCCUCCAGGGCAAAGGCUAUAGCCACUGUUUAGGAAGAUGCUCUCAUCUUCACUUUUCCUGCUAAAGUACAAAUAGGUCCUUGUUUUCUGAAAAAGGUCUUAAUAUUGUACAUGCUUGCAACUGUUCAGUUACAUGGAGCCAGCACAGAUGUAAUGCUUCUGAACUGGGCCACAUAAUUCCACCCUCUUAUUCCUAUUUAUUUAUCUCUCCUCUCCUCCCCCCUCCCCCCCAGCUUCCCAUCUCUCCCCCUAAGCCAGGGUAGAGAACCUGUGGUCCUCCAGAUGUUGUUGUACUGUAACUCCCAUCACCCCUGACCAUUGGCAAUGCUGGCUGGAGCUGAUGGGAAUUUGAAUCCAGCAUCUGGAAGGCCACCCCUGCUUUAUACUGUAUGUGUUUGUCGUCGUCCCCGCUUGGCACAGUUAAAAGGAGUAAGCAGUUUAAAGAUUCUCUGUCUCUCCCUCAUGCAGCCUGUCUCUGUUGGAGGAUUGAUAGUAAACCUUGUUGGUAUCUGUGCCUUUAGCCACGCCCACUCCCAUGGGCCUUCUCGGGGAGGAUGCCAUGCACACGACCACAGCCAUUCCCACCAUGGACACGGCCAUAGCCACAGCCAUUCCCAUAGUGACCAUGGGCACAGUCAUAAUCACGGACACUCGCAUGGGGCACUGGGAGGUGGCAUGAAUGCCAACAUGAGAGGUAAGUGGGGGGCAGUAAGGUGGUUGGGUUUUGGGGUUUUUUGCAAAUUUAUGGGGGAGAGGGACAGUACUAAAAGGGAAGUUGUAAUAAGGUUGUUUGGUUUUUAAAGAUUUCAUAAUAGAAUGGUCAGUUUAAAGGGUCCAAUACGAUGAUAGGAGUACGUUGGCAUAUCAAGCCACGUUGUGCUUUUCCAAUGCAUGCUCACUGUUAAUGUCUGUUUAACUGCCAAAUUAUGUAUUAAUGAUCUGGGAAAUUUUUGUUUGUUUGUUUCAGGAGUAUUUCUGCAUGUCUUGGCAGACACCCUUGGCAGCGUUGGCGUGAUCAUAUCAACAAUACUCAUUCAGCAGUUUGGCUGGUUGAUAGCCGAUCCCCUUUGCUCCCUCUUUAUUGCUACUUUGAUUUUUCUCAGUGUGAUCCCACUGAUAAAAGAUGCCUGUCAGGUACUCUUGUUGAGGCUGCCACUAGAGCAUGAGAAAGAUCUGCACAUGGCUUUGGAAAAGGUUAGAAUUUACUGCCCCUUGGGGGGUUUUUCUUCACAUUUGCUCCUGUGUCAUGAAAUUUAGAAUUUCUGCAGGACGUUUUAAGUACUCCUCAUUGUCAGCCACAUAACAUCCUUUUGGAAAGGGCCUUGUUUUUAGGUUUGUUCACUUUCAAUCAGCAACCUUUGCAAAACUACAGAGUUCAGAUUACUUCCCCCCGCCCAAAAAACAGUACAGUUUAUUCUACCACUUAUGUCAGAAGCUGCUACUCAGACUAAGAAUCUCUCUCUCUCUCUCUCUCUCUAUAUAUAUAUAUAUAAUAUUUUUAUUAAUUUUCACAAAGACAAAAUCAUUGCAUUAAAGAAAAAACAAAACAUAUUUAAAACAACUAUGUAAACAAUCAAUUUUAAAUCCACAUUCUGGGAUUACUUGGAUCCCCCAAUUUCCCUCCCCUCCUUCCCCUGGUUCCUUUGUAUUAUUUUCAUAUAUGCAUGUCUAUAAAAUCUUUAUCUCUAAUUACCUCCAAGUUUACACAUUGUAUAUAACAUUACAAGUGUUUUUUAAAAUCCUGCUAAUGUAUUAACUUGCAGACUAAGAAUCUUCUAAGGCGUUCAGAUGCACUGAGGAGAAUAGUGUGCAAUUUAAAGUGUCUAGAAUUUAAAGCAUUACACUAUCUUUGAAAUAAGGCUUGCCUUCACAAAUAUGUGCUAAUACUUUAAUACAAUGAUUCUUUUAUUAUAUAACUGUGAUUUAGUGAAAACCAGGUACCGAGAGAGCGGUAACAUCAAACAGUCAAAAAAAUACUAUUACAAGUUCUGCAUAUGUAUAGAAAUGUUUUUUGGGUUUUUUUACAGAUCCAGAAAAUUGAUGGUGUCAUAUCCUAUAGGGAUCCUCAUUUUUGGUGUCAUUCUGCUAAUGUUGUGGCAGGCACUAUACAUGUGCAAGUAAUGUCAGAAGUGAUGGAGCAGAGAAUUAUACAGCAGGUAACUUCGUGUGUUCGCACUUCGCCUACCAAGGCCCACAGAACUAGUUCAUUCUUCUAGAUUUCUCCACACAGUUGUGUAUGUGGGCACUCGGCAGCGUAAACUAGAUGGUAUAUUAUAAGCUGACAGCCACCUCUGUAAUAGCGACUGCUGGAUAUUGCUCAUGGUGCUCUGUAGAUUUUUCUGCUCUUACACUUUCUGUGAGAUUCCAUAUUCAGCUGGGCAGGUGUUUUGGCAAACUGGGGCCUCAUUUCUUCACCAUCUCUGCAGCAUGUUCCAGCAGUGAAGGUGUGAAAUGGUGCUUUUCCACCCGCUUCUGGUUGUUUAUUAAUUUAAACAGUUUAUACACCUCUUAAAGCAACAGUUUCUGCAUUGUUUGCAGUAAGGUUACAGAGAUAAAAUAAGAUGUCAAAGAGAUAAACAACUACCUGACAUUUAGAAGACAUCUGAAGGCAGCCCUGUUCAGGGAAGUUUUUAAUGUGUGACAUUUUAAUGUAUUUUUAAUCUUUGUUGGAAGCCGCCCAGAGUGGCUGGGGAAACCCAGCCAGAUGGGUGGGGUAGAAAUAAAAAUUAUUAUCAUCAUCAUUAUUAUUAUUAUUAUGCUUGCUGAAUUUUAUUUUUUUUAAAAAAGCAUAUUCACCAAGUGCCUGAACAUCCAACAAGGUGGAGCAGGGUGCUCUCUGACCUCAGCUGGGAGUUCUGCACAAUACUGAAUGCAUGGCUCCUGGUGGAUGCAUUCCAUGUGUCUAAGCAAUGGGGGACCGUUAACAGUGACUGCCCUGAGGACCUCAGUGACUGGGCUGGUGUGCCAACUACAGCCAUUUUUGGACAUGGGUCACUUGGCCAUGGAGAUUCUUGCAUUCAUGACUCCAAGACACAGAGCGAUAUGCUCUGUGUGUCUGGAAGCCCAGCUACUGCAAAAUGCAGCAGCUAACUAUUGGUGGAAAAAUCUUACUGCGUCCUUGUCUUUACCAGGGUGUAUUAGUCUCUGGGGCUGACACCUUUUUAGAAGCAUCGCAACACAUGUAUAUUUUGAAUGGCCUGGGAUUUCAAUAAAUGGUGGGGAAAUUUAAAACAAACUUCAGUUUUUGUUCUGUAUUCUUCAGAAGAAGUUGCAGUAAGAGCACACCGAGCCUCCAAGACAAACAAACUAUAAAUAGAGCCAUGUCUGGGGUGGAAUAGUGUGUUCUAGUCCUCAUCCCUGCGUCUUCUAUGCUUAUCAUUGCAUAACUGCAAAAGAUACUUUCCAUCAUAGUUUGUAGACCUGGUCCUGCACCAUGCUCUCUCCAGUAUCCAUUUUUUCUCUUUUGUUGUGCUUGGAAAGAAUAGAUUCUAGGUAGUCAUUUGAGCUCAAUAGGACUCGCAUGCAAUCUUAUUGGUUCAUGCAAUUCUUUGUGGAGGGGAGGAUGUAAAUCUCAAAUGCAAAGUGAUACCACUUCUCCUUUGUGCAGCAAGAUUGUGUUUCUUAGAGCUCCAAAUAAACAUUUCCUGAAGAUGUGAUGGUCGUAUUUUUAUUCUGUUCAGGUUUCAGCAAUUCUUAAGGAUGCUGGAGUUAAUAAUUUAACUGUCCAAGUGGAAAAAGAAGCCUAUUUUCAGCAUAUGUCUGGCCUCAGUACAGGAUUUCAAGAUGUCCUUGCGAUGACAAAACAAAUGGAAUCCAUGAAAUACUACAAAGAUGGCACUUACAUCAUGUAA